AUUUGCCCCCGUCAGUGAAGUUCUCUCGGUUCCGUCAUCGCGGAUGAUUCACUGUUGUGUUUGUUGAAAAACAACUAUUUUUUAUUCUCACGUUGAGGCUUUUUCUUAAACCCUAAGCCAGACUUUCCUCUGCACUAGGAGAAAUCAUUGUAGGUUCUAAAAAUAGUUUUUGCCCUUCUCUGUGGACUUAACAUAAGAUUAGUUUGUAUUUGGAUUUUUUUGUCUAAAUAUCACACCAUAAACCCAUAUCAGUUACAAAAUAUUCGGGUAAACCAUGAGCUGUGGAAAAGAGUUUGUGGAAACAUUAAAAAAAAUUGAUUAUCCAAGAGCUGAUAUUCUCAAUGGGGAAGAUUUUGACUGGUUGUUUGAGACUGUUGAAGAUGAAUCAUUUUUGAAGUGGUUUUGUGGGAAUGUGAACGAACAGAAUGUGUUAUCUGAAGAAGAAUUGGAAGCUUUUAGUAUUCUUCAAAAAUCAGGCAAGCCCAUCCUAGAAGGAGCAGCAUUAGAUGAAGUUCUUAAAACCUGUAAAACUUCUGAAUUGAAGGCAACCAUCUUGGAUGACAAAGAGCUAAAGAAAUUACAGGAUGAGGUUCAAACUCUGCAGAAACUAAAGAACCUAAAAAUUCAGCGCCGUAAUAAAUGCCAGUUGAUGGCUUCAGUGACCAGCCACAAAUCUCUGAGGUUAAAUGCUAAAGAAGAAGCUGCUAAAAAACUGAAGCAGAGCCAAGGAAUUCUAAAUGCUGUGAAUGCUAAGAUCACCAAGGACCUUCAGGCUCUUACUGGUGGAGUUGCAAAACUGAUGAUGUACUUCAGACAUUCUAAUUUGGGUCAAGGGACAAAUCCACUGGUGUUUUUAUCUCAGUUUUCCUUGGAAAAAUAUCUAAGCCAAGAAGAGCAAAGCACAGCAGCAUUAACCUUAUAUACCAAAAAAAAGUUCUUCCAGGGUAUAUAUGAAGUAGUUGAAAGUUCAAAUGAAGAAAAUUUUCAAGUUUUAGAUAUACAAGCACCAUCUAUAUGUGAUAAUCAAGAAGUCCUUGAGGAGAGACGGCUAGAGAUGGCUAGGCUGCAGCUAGCAUACAUCUGUGCUCAACAUGAAUUAAUUCACUUGAAAGCAAGUAAUUUGAGCAUGAAGGCGAGUAUAAAAUGGGCAGAGGAGACUCUUCAUAGCCUCCCCAGCAAGGCUCUUGGCAAAGAUAAUUUGGAUUCUAAAAUUUCUAGCUUGAAUAGUGAGAUUCUGAAACUUGAAGAACAGAUCGCUCACAUGAAAGACAAAAGUUUGCCUGCUGUGGUGAAAGAGAAUGCCCAGUUACUGAAUAUGCCAGUAGUAAAGGGAGAUUUUGAUCUGCAGAUUGCUAAACAAGACUAUUAUACAGCAAGACAAGAGUUAGUUUUAAAUCAGUUGAUAAAGCAAAAGGCAUCAUUUGAACUUCUGCAGUUAUCAUUUGAAAUUGAAUUGAGAAAGCAUUGGGACAUAUAUCGUCAACUUGAAAAUUUGGUUCAAGAAUUUAGUCAAAGUAAUAUGAUGCUCCACCAGCGAUUAGAAAUGUUAAGAGACCCAUCAGUGUCUCAGCAGCUAAGUCCAAGGAACACCAUUGAUACCAAGGAUUAUUCUACUCAUAGGCUUUAUCAGCUUUUAGAAGGGGAGAAUAAGAAAAAGGAAUUGUUUAUAACUCAUGGAAACCUGGAGGACGUGGCUGAGAAAUUAAAGCAGGAUGUUUCUUUAGUACAAAGUCAGUUGGUAGUAUCUGCUCAGGAACAUUCUUCGUUUCUGUCCAAACUGAACAGUGACGUGGACAUGCUUUGUGAAGCUUUAUAUCAAGGAGGAAAUCGGCUUCUGCUCAGUGAUCAGGAGUUACUGGAGCAGUUUCACCAAGUUGAAUGUCAACUGAAUAAGCUAAAUCAUCAUCUUACUGAUACUCUGGCUGAUGUGAAGACAAAAAGAAAAAUUUUAGCAUCUAAUAAACUGCAUCAAAUGGAAAGAGAAUUAUAUGUAUAUUUUUUAAAAGAUGAAGAUUAUCUGAAAGAUAUUGUGGAGAAUUUAGAAAAACAAUCAAAGAUUAAGACUGUUGGUCUCGAAGAUUGAUGUUACUAAACUGAAUCUUUACUACAUAUGCUAUGUUUUAACAUUUUAUAUAUUGGGAGGAGAAUAUAACCAAUAAACACUACUAAAAUUUUGAA
Molecule: messenger RNA, 2178 nt
Organism: Manis pentadactyla (Chinese pangolin)
Lineage: Eukaryota; Metazoa; Chordata; Mammalia; Pholidota; Manidae
Gene: HAUS3
Product: HAUS augmin like complex subunit 3
Exons: 5
Coding region: 275-2083 (602 amino acids)
Biological process (GO): centrosome cycle; spindle assembly
Cellular component (GO): HAUS complex; centrosome; mitotic spindle
Source: RefSeq, a predicted model, not a curated record